Messenger RNA from Talaromyces proteolyticus, 3375 nucleotides. RefSeq lists its product as uncharacterized. Gene Ontology annotation, biological process: glutathione metabolic process. Gene Ontology annotation, cellular component: cytosol. Bases 334 to 3333 code for a protein of 999 amino acids. The record is from RefSeq and is a predicted model, not a curated record. Gene Ontology annotation, molecular function: 5-oxoprolinase (ATP-hydrolyzing) activity. Lineage: Eukaryota; Fungi; Ascomycota; Eurotiomycetes; Eurotiales; Trichocomaceae. The transcript has 3 exons.
CUUAUCACUUAUCACUUAUCACUCACUAUCAGCAACGGCUUGCGGCUUUAUCGGCCGACGAGCCGAUCACAGCCAAGGGGGGAACGCAGACCUGUGAACUGUGGCUAGUUGUGGUUAGUUGUGGAAUUGGUAUUACUUGCUGUGGCUACAUCCCACCCACGGCGUACGUAUGCAAGUGGGAUAAUCCAUACCAUCAAUUGAGAAUAGCUCUUGGCUGUCAAUGUUGGUCGGCUGGGUCCCGAAUCUCGGCGAGCAGAAUAAGUAUUUCUAUCUGAAUAGGAGCUUGAAGCAAGGAACUCGCUCCAAUGUAGAUCUAACCCUCAAUCACUACCUAUGGCAUCCAACUCCUACCGCAUCGGCGUCGAUGUCGGCGGCACAAACACUGACGCCGUGAUCCUCGACGUCCGCGACACCACAGGACCACAGCGUGGAGUCCUCUCAUUCUGCAAAACACCCACGACGGCUCCCAACGUCACCGAUGGCAUCGAAACCGCUGUGCGCACAGUGCUCACGCAAAGCGUUGUUCCGCCAAGUCAAAUCGGGUGUCUUACCAUUGGAACAACACAUUUCAUCAACGCCAUCAUCGAGCAUGACGUCCGACGUCUCGCGCCAGUCGCGAUUAUUCGCCUAUCAAAAUCUUUUCUAAGGGAAGUUCCUCCAUUCUCGGACUUCCCUCCCGCACUGGCCAAAAUCAUGAAUGGGUAUUAUGGCUAUGUAGACGGUGGAUUGCACAUCGAUGGAUCCCAGGAAUCGCCCAUCGUAGAGGAGCAAGUCGUCAGGGAGUGCGCGGCAAUCCGCGAAAGGGGGAUCGAUGCCAUCGUCAUCUGUGGGAUCUUUUCUCCUAUCGAUGAUCACUUCCAUCAAGAAAAGAGAGUCCGCGAUAUCGUCGCACGGGAAAUCCCCGGCGCGGACAUCGUCUGCUCGUCGGAUGUUUCGCAAAUCGGGUUUUUGGAACGAGAAAAUGCGGCGAUUUUGAACGCGUCGAUCAUGAAGUUUGCGCGUCCCACGGUGCGCGGGUUCCGUGCCGCCAUGAAACGGCUGGAUCUUCAUUGUGCAUUGUAUCUCACGCAGAAUGAUGGGACUUUGAUAGACGCGCCGGCGGCUGCGAAGCUGCCUAUUCGCACGUUCUCGUCUGGACCGACGAAUUCAAUGCGUGGCGCGUCUUAUCUGGCUGAGGGUAGUGGAGAGCGGACAACGAAGAUUGUAGUGGACAUUGGCGGCACGACGUCUGAUGUCGGAGUCCUCCUGCCCUCGGGUUUCCCUCGUCAGGCAUCAGCGUAUGUGACAGUUGCCGGCGUGCGGAUCAACUUCAGCAUGCCGCAUCUCGAAUCUAUCGGACUCGGAGGAGGCUCCAUCGUGCGGGUAAACGAGAAAGCAGCAGUCACUGUUGGACCCGACUCUGUCGGACAUUUCCUGCAGUCCAAAGCCACUGUAUUCGGCGGUGAUACUUUGACCACCACAGACAUUGCUGUCAGGGCUGGGAAAGAAGAGAUCGGGAACCCAGAUCUGAUUAAGGAUUUAGACGAGACGAUAGUAUCCCGCGCCCAGGCCCGCAUGAAGCUGAUGCUGGAACGUGUGAUUGAUCAGAUGAAGACAUCACCUGCGCCGCUCCCAGUGCUAUUGGUGGGUGGAGGCUCGGUGAUUGCUCCGGCAGAGCUCGAGGGCGUUUCGUCCGUUGUGUGCCCGCCAUGUCAUUCCGUGGCGAAUGCCGUUGGAGCUGCUAUCGCAAAGGUUGGCGGGACGGUGGAUUUUAUUCAAAGCAGUACGAAUAAAGCUGUAAGUGAGAUUGUGGAGGAAGGUAAAGCCUUGGCGAUAGAUCGUGCAGUUGGGGCUGGAGCUAGUCGUGAGAGUGUGUAUGUCGCGGAGGUAGAUGUUAUUCCGCUUCAGUAUGUAAACAACAACGAGGUUAGAGUGAUAGUCCGGGCCGUCGGGGAGUUGUCUGAUGACGGCGUACCUCUAACAAAUGGCACAAGCGAGGAUGAUAAUACCUUGGAAGGUGGUGAUGAGGUAUACCAAGAAGCCGAUAAAAUCCAGCUGUCACCCAAGGAAGAGAACGAAAACCGCAAGAUAGAUAUCAACUCUUACAAGCCCAAAAUCGUGAUAAAUCCCGAGACUGGAGUGGAUGAAUGGGUAAUUAGUGAAUUGGACCUGGAAUGGCUAUCUGAUGGCUGCUAUGUGCUGGGAUGUGCCGGUGGAGGAUCCCCGUUCAGUGAAUUCCUACGUCUACGCGACCAGGUUCGAGCUGGAUAUAAGAUGAGGGUGAUUGAUGCCGCUUCACUAAAAGAUGAUGCAAUUAUUUACUGGGGCGGCCACAUGGGAUCUCCAGCUGUAUCAACAGAACGACUGGCCAACGACGAGACCGAGCAAGCGGUGGCUGAGCUCAUGGAAUAUUACGGACAUAAGAAAAUAGACGCAUUUAUCGAUCUGGAAAUCGGCGGGGGUAAUGGCUUGCAAGGUCUAGCUUUAGGGUCUACUAAGCACCAGGGAUGCCCAACGAUAGACGCAGAUUUUAUGGGCCGGGCGUAUCCUACAUAUUGGCAAACCACCCUCUGUGCAUUCGAAGAAAGAGCCCUGGUCCCCUGCGCCAUUGCCUCUGGGGACGGCAAGACAAUUCUCAUGACCAAGACCACCAACGAUGAAAUCGUUGACAGGGCUCUACGCGCAUCAUGCUCAGAGAUGGGGUCUCGGGUUGGCAUGGCCGCGAAGCCAACUAACAAGCACGCCGUGCUCAAUUACAGUGUUCUCAACACCAUCUCUCUGGCUUGGAGGAUUGGCCGCACGAUCGCCUGCGCACAUGCUACCAACACUAUCAGCACAGUCGCAGAACAAAUGGUCGAGGAAUGUGGCGGGUCCAAGGCUGCCAAGAUAUUGUUUCGCGGGAAGAUAAUCGCUGUUGAGAGACGUCUAUUCAAGGGCCACUCGCACGGCGAAUUAGUCAUUCAGCAGGUCCAGAGCAGUGAACAGGAAGAUACAAGCGAUCUCCCUGUUACUCCCGCAGUGGCAACUGGCGGGAUCCUCAAGAUUCCGUUCAAGAAUGAGAACAUUUAUGCGAAACAUAUUGCUGACGAUGGGACGGAGGAGUAUAUCGCUACAGUCCCUGAUCUGAUUUCGGUGCUGGACACGCAGUCCGGCCGUGCUUUAGGGGUUCCAGAGUUUCGGUAUGGGGUUAUGGUGACGGUGUUGGGGAUAACGUGUUCGCCGCGCUGGACGCAGACCAAGAAGGGGCUGGAGAUCGGUGGGCCGGGCGCCUUUGGGUAUGAUAUUGAGUAUAAGCCAUUGGGAGAGUAUGUUGAGCCGAGAAGUGUAGUCUUAGAGUAUGCCGAUAAGAACUAGCACGUCGAUUCAAUAGAAGUGCUUUUGAUUAACCCUAGCCCU